This is a messenger RNA of Thelazia callipaeda (thelaziosis nematode), 537 nucleotides long. Lineage: Eukaryota; Metazoa; Nematoda; Chromadorea; Rhabditida; Thelaziidae. The record is from the annotation of a GenBank genome assembly.
AUGUUUUUGUUCUUAAUGUCAAAGCGCGUAGAUUUUGCUGUUAUUUUGAAUUAUAAUUGUAGCACAGUCGUGAUCGAAGAUAAAUAUCCACAUGCUCCUCAUCAUUAUUUAAUACUGAGUAAACGGCAUAUCAAUAAAUCAAGUGAUUUGAAAGUUGCUGAUCUUCCACUUGUAAGGGAAAUGGGUCUUGUAGGACGAGAUUAUCUGCGUGAAACACUGAAAAAAAAAGGUGAAGCUGACACUGUCGAAGAUCUAUUACGAAUGGGAUUCCACUGGUCAAAAUUUGUUUCCGUAAAUCAUCUUCAUAUGCAUGUGCUCUACCCAAUUUCAGAAAUGAAAAUUUUUUAUCGGUGGGUCAUAUUUCGACCGGGUCGAUUUUUCCGUACAACUAGCAGUGUGAUUGAAGAGUUAGAGAAACAGAAAAACGAAGUUGGUCAAAUUGAUUUAGAAGAGCAUAUGCAGAGUAAUACGGUGUCUGUUAAGCCGGAAGAGUUGUCUGAAAAGAAAGUGCUAACAGCUGCUGCAACUUUGACUUAA